This is a messenger RNA of Aspergillus mulundensis, 1152 nucleotides long. RefSeq lists its product as uncharacterized. The transcript has a single exon. The coding region runs from base 1 to 1152 and encodes 383 amino acids. The record is from RefSeq and is a predicted model, not a curated record. NCBI's taxonomy places the organism in Eukaryota, Fungi, Ascomycota, Eurotiomycetes, Eurotiales, Aspergillaceae.
AUGUCUUCUCCACCUGCAAAAGCCCAGCAGCACUCUUCUAAUCCAUCUCGACGCCGUAAACGAAAUCGAAAACGCUUCAAUCAGCCGACUGCACAGGCAAAGCAGUCCCCAUUCACCGCACCACACGAGCCCACGUCCAGCCCAACUAGUCAGCUUUCUUCCACCACCGCGUCGCAAUCUUCGUAUAGCACCAGAUCCUCCACCGAAUCCACAUCAACUAAUCUGACUUCUACAUCUCUGCCAAUACGAUCCCUGUCAACUUUCCAUGCUCACGAAGCUUCUUCCACCGUAUCCAGCAGCAAGGGUCCUACAAACCACUCAGUCUCGGUCUCGAGUUGCCAACCUCCAUCGCCUACAUUGUUGCUUACCGCCUUCAGUGCCUCACAAGAUACCACUAAAGUCAGCAAAGGACGUGGAAAAGGAAGAAGGGGAAAGCCAAAAGUCUACUCCAUGCUUCGGGAUGCAGAUGAUGCCAUCCAUAUCGAAAAAGCACACGACGCGUUGAUUGAAAAGGUCGGACAUGGAACGGACAAUAAGGAAACACAACCCACGUUUGAUUCCGACAAGAUGGACGCGCUCGUCCUCCGUGAAAGACAGCAACAAGAGACUGAGAAACGACAGAAAGAGACCGAGCAACGACAGAAAGAGACCGAGCAACGACAGAAAGAGAUUGAGCAUUAUUUACUAGUUGGAGACUACGCUUAUAAUCUGAUAAACUGCCUCAGAGCCGCAUUUCUAGCGACACGCACCGACCCUACGCAACAGUUCCCUGGACUCAAGACGCUGGACCAAAAACUUAAAAUUGAAGCGAGGCGAAGCAAUGGCUCCAAACAAAAGCCAAACUGCACCAAGAUCGUCAAGCGAUGCAACGACCAUUUAAAUGAAAAAGUUUUCAAGGAGGACAUUGUGGAUAUUCCAAUGGUUCGCUCCGCUCUAAGCGCAUGCCUUGUACGAAACGCUUACGCCCAUGUCAACUUGGAGGGGCGGAAGGCACGAAGAACGGCUCGAGAAACGGCAAGAGUAAAGUCGAGGGUUGACGCUGACAUUGAAAAGGUGCAAGGAGAUUCGGAAGAUGAUGAACAGCAUCGGCGCUUCAUGCGCGCCUACCCGGCUCUCAGCCAGUGGCUGGGAGAGCAGGACCAGAAAAAAUAG